AUGGUACAAGAGGAACCGUUACACAUACAGAAUCCCACUGCAGGGAGUGGAGGGGGCGUGGGUGCUGCUCAGCUCUUCGUGAAGUACUGUGCUGACGACUUGCCCCUAGGGCUCGGACCUUACGUCAACCCCAAUGACGUUCAGGCCUCCAACGGGGCGCUUCCAGGUAGUCCUUGCUUGGUCGAGACCAAACUCCACGACCAAAGUGAUUCUCAGAAGCAUGAUUCAGCGGAGGUGAGGAAAGAUGCCGGCAUCAAGAAAGCAGCGCAGCAGCACCUGCCAAACAGCAAAGUUCCUACCACUAAUAAUCCAGCCAAAAAGCAGCAGCCUAAGCUGAAGCUGUCAGCACUGUCCUCCGCUAAGAACAAGCACCUGUUAGCUGGUAAGGGGCCCAAAGGAACCCAACAACACGCCCUAGGGAAGAAGCUCCACCAGAGAGGCAACAUGCACAAGAUGGACGAAAUGAAAGCCAAACAAGUCAUCGUGUCCUUGAAAAGCAGAGAUUACCUGACGUGGCCGCGGCGGUCCGGUCAAAAACACUGCCUGGAAAGCGUCCUUCCUGGUAUGUCGCCGGGGCGACGAUUACAACCAAACCGUCUAACUCACGUGGCCGACACCCAACCACAACCCCAGUUUGGCUGGACACCAUGUAAACGUGCCAAUCCUCAGAAGGAGACAUCGGAGGAGGAGAAGGAGGAGGAGCAAGACGAGCCUAAAGUGAAGAAGCCAGACAAGAGUCUUCAGAAACAGAGAAGCAGGAACGUCAGCAGAAGCAUCUCCGUGGAGGAACCACAGCUCUUCAUCCCCGACAACGCUCCUGCCGUCGUGAAGAAGGAAACCAGUGAAGAAGAACAGGCUAAAGAAUCUGGGAAGGGACCAGACAAGGAACCUGCAAAUAGUGAGACCGUUGUGUGGGAUCCAAACAAGAACUGUGGAUUGUGCAAUAAACCACAUAGUAACAAGUUCAUGGUGGGCUGUGGGCACUGUGAUGACUGGUUCCAUGGGGACUGUGUUGGUCUGGACCUGGCCAAGGUGAAGCAGAUGGAAGGGGGGGGGACCAGGAGUAUGUCUGUCUGCAGUGCUGUACCAAGGACCAGUACACCACCACCAAGGAGCCAGGCGGUGCUGUGCAGGGGGGAGGCCAGGGCAGAGGGACAGCAGAAGCCCUCUGAGACCCAGGACAACAAGAUGGCCGCCAAGCAGAAACAGCCGUCCCCACAUCCUGUCACCUCCGGGGAGUCAGGCCCUUCAGAAAGGACUCUGUGGAAAGAAGACAGUCGACUGAAGUAAAAGAUUCUACGCAGAAAUCAGGUGUGUUGUGUGCUUCUACAUUCUGCUGUCCAUGUCCCUCACAGGAGUCGUGCUCAGUAGGCAUGAAAC
Messenger RNA from Oncorhynchus nerka (sockeye salmon), 1380 nucleotides. RefSeq names its product transcription initiation factor TFIID subunit 3-like. The record is from RefSeq and is a predicted model, not a curated record. Bases 1 to 1290 code for a protein of 429 amino acids. Gene Ontology annotation, cellular component: Set1C/COMPASS complex. Lineage: Eukaryota; Metazoa; Chordata; Actinopteri; Salmoniformes; Salmonidae. The transcript has 5 exons.